UCUCUCUCUCCCUCUCUCACACGCACACGCACACGCACACGCACGCACACGCACACUAUCUCCUUCGAUGUGCGAACGAUCCCGCCAAACCAUUCACCACCCUGAAACAUCCUCAACCGCGCCAUGACUUCCACUCCCCAAACCUCCUUACUCAGCCUCUCUCUCCUGAUACUCUUCAUUUCAAUCUCUUUCCUCCACCUCAACCCCCAUCUCCAUCAAACCCACCAACCUUUCCAAAACCAAACCCUAAUCCCGCAAUCCAAACCGCAAUUACCCAAUCAACAAAACUCAGACGAGAAAAUCACUCAUACAAAUCAUAUAGUUAGGUUUCUUAAAUAUAAAAAAGCUCAAGAUCACAAAUCAUACCUUGAGAAGAAUGUUAAAUUGAAAGGUUGGAAAUGGGUUGAGAGGAAGAACCCUGCGGCGAAGUUUCCAACGGAUUUCGGGGUGGUGGCGAUUGAGGAAUCGGUGAGGGAGGUCGUGAUUAAGGAGUUUGGGAGAUUGAACCUUGUGAAAGAUGUUUGGGUUGAUUUGAGCCAUCAAAGGAGAGUUCUUGGUAAGGAAAAUGAGAAAGUUGGGGCAUUUGUUGAUGGAAAAAAAAGGCCAGGGAAGAUUUUCACGGCGAUGUCUUUCGAUGAAGCAGAGAGUUAUGGUGUUGCAAAGACUAGUAAUGAUACCAUUAGCUGGCAACGGCAUCUAUUGAUGCAGAAAUCUCAAGUUACUUCCUUGUUUGGAGCAGAUGUGCUUUGGUCGAAAGGGUACACUGGCACUAAAGUCAAAAUGGCUAUAUUUGACACUGGCAUUCGAGCAAAUCACCCACAUUUUCGUAAUAUUAAGGAGCGCACAAAUUGGACCAAUGAGGAUACACUGAAUGACAAUCUUGGCCAUGGGACAUUUGUUGCGGGAGUUAUUGCUGGUCAAGAUGCAGAGUGUCUUGGUUUUGCACCAGACACAGAGAUUUAUGCAUUUCGUGUGUUUACAGAUGCCCAGGUAUCAUACACAUCAUGGUUCCUUGAUGCUUUCAACUAUGCAAUUGCCACCAAUAUGGAUGUGCUGAAUCUGAGCAUUGGUGGUCCUGACUAUUUGGAUCUCCCAUUUGUGGAGAAGGUUUGGGAACUUACAGCAAAUAAUAUUAUUAUGGUUUCGGCAAUUGGAAAUGAUGGGCCUCUUUAUGGUACUCUGAACAAUCCAGCAGAUCAAAGUGACGUUAUUGGUGUUGGUGGGAUUGAUUACAGUGAUCACAUAGCUUCGUUCUCAUCACGUGGCAUGAGUACUUGGGAGAUUCCUCAUGGCUAUGGUCGUGUGAAGCCAGAUGUUGUUGCAUAUGGAAGGGAAAUCAUGGGAUCGAAGAUUAGUACAGGUUGUAAAAGCUUAUCAGGCACCAGUGUAGCAAGUCCAGUAGUUGCUGGUGUAGUAUGCCUCCUUGUUAGUGUCAUACCUGAAAGCAAGCGAAAGGAUAUUUUGAAUCCAGCCAGCAUGAAACAAGCGCUGGUUGAGGGGGCUGCAAAGCUUUCUGGUCCUAAUAUGUAUGAACAGGGUGCGGGCAGAGUUGAUCUGUUAGAAUCAUAUGAAAUUCUGAAGAGCUAUAAACCUCGAACAAGCAUCUUCCCUAGUGUUCUCGAUUACACGGAUUGCCCUUAUUCUUGGCCAUUUUGCCGUCAACCUCUCUAUGCAGGUGCCAUGCCCGUUAUCUUCAAUGCCACCAUUCUGAAUGGAAUGGGUGUAAUUGGUUAUGUUGAAAGUCCACCAACCUGGCUUCCUUUGGAUGAGGAAGGCAAUCUUCUCAGCAUUCACUUCACUUAUUCAGAUGUCAUUUGGCCUUGGACCGGUUAUAUAGCACUGCACAUGCAAAUCAAGGAGGAAGGAUCACAGUUUUCUGGAGUGAUUGAAGGCAAUGUGACCGUUAGGCUAUACAGCCCUCCAACCCGAGGGGAGCAGAGCCCUCGAAGAAGUAUCUGUGUCCUUCGCUUGAAAUUAAAUGUGGUUCCAACACCGUCAAGAUCAGAACGAGUUUUGUGGGAUCAAUUUCACAGUAUCAAGUACCCACCUGGCUAUAUUCCAAGAGACUCCUUAGAUGUCCGGAAUGACAUUCUGGAUUGGCAUGGGGAUCAUCUGCACACAAAUUUCCACAUUAUGUUCAACAUGUUAAGGGAUGCUGGAUACUUUGUUGAAACGCUAGGUUCACCUCUGACAUGCUUUGAUGCUCGCCACUAUGGGACACUUCUGCUGGUGGAUCUUGAAGAAGAGUACUUUGCAGAAGAGAUUCAAAAGCUGAGAGAUGAUGUCAUGAAUACUGGAUUAGGUCUGGCUGUGUUUGCUGAAUGGUAUAAUGUGGACACAAUGGUGAAGAUGAGAUUCUUUGACGAUAACACUCGAAGCAUGUGGACUCCGGUCACCGGAGGUGCUAACGUUCCUGCUUUGAAUGAUCUGUUGGCCCCAUUUGGGAUUGCUUUUGGAGAUAAGAUUCUGAGUGGUGAUUUUUCUAUGGAUGGUGAGCAGAGUAGGUAUGCAUCUGGAACCGAUAUUGUGAAGUUUCCUGCAGGCGGGUAUGUGCACAGCUUCCCUUUCUUGGAUAGCUCGGAGAGUGGAGCCACGCAGAAUGUCCUGAUCUCUGGCACAAGCAAGGCAGACUCCCCUAUUCUUGGUCUUUUGGAGGUUGGCAGAGGUCGAAUUGCAGUUUAUGGAGACUCGAAUUGUUUGGACGGCAGCCAUAUGGUUACUAAUUGUUAUUGGCUUUUGAAAAAAAUCUUAGAUUUUACUAGCAGGAAUAUCAGAGAUCCAGUGCUUUUCUUGGAUUCAGUUAGACAAGAUAUGCCCUUGAACAAAGACGACAACCAAUUACCAUCCCGUAGAACUGAUGUGAAUUUCUCUGCUUAUUCUGCUGUUGUUGGAAAGGAAAUGAUUUGCAGGAGUGACGCUAGGUUUGAAGUAUGGGGGACUAAGGGCUACGGGGUACAGGUCAGGGGCAGAAACCGCAGAUUGCCAGGCUAUCCUGUUAUUGACUUGGGUUUUGCUUUAAACUCUACUGCGGAGACUUCCCUUACGAAGAGUUCCAAGUCAAGUAAUAAGAACAAGGAAGGUUCUUUGGGGAACAAGUACUUGGGUUUACUCUACAGAGAUGAUGUUGAUGUGCCUAUUCUAGUUGCAAGUCAUUGGCUUGUACCAGCUAUUGUUGCCAUUUCUGGAGUUUUGCUCCUUUUAAGCUUUUGGCGAAUACGACAGAAGAGGCGCAGACGGAGGAAAGGAUCAAGCUCCGGCCGAUUUACCACUCUAUAGCCAUUAAAUAUUGAGGUACUCUUUCUCCUGUCAUUACAAUGCACCCGAAGUUUUCGUGUAAUAUUUACACAGCUUGAGAAAUUUUGUGCCAGCAUAAGUUGUAUUAUUAGUAAGACUUGUAGAUUUUCUUUGUUAGGUUCUUCUCUAAUAUUGUGAAUGUGAAAACACGGACCAGUCAAGCCAGAGGUAUUCAUUUAGCAGUUGAAUGAAAAAGCAUUUCUUUACAAAUGUAGAGUGUCUGAAAUCUUACCAGCUCACAGGAUAUAUGAAGAACUUCACGGCGUAGGUUCUGCUAGGCUCUUUAUCCACUUCAAUUAGCACUCCUAUGUCAAGAAACAGUUGUUUUGGUGAGAAGAAAACUGGUUUAUGACAAUUGAGGGGAAAUUUAUGGUUUUCCAGCAUACUCAAUUUGCUAACGCCUCGUGUGAGUAGAUGAAGGAAAUGGUGAUUAUCGCAAAAAGAUGAAUGCGCUGAGAUCUUUCUUCUAAUUUUUUUGGAUCUAUUAUAGGCUACAAGAUAUAUAGCUAGCUUGUCGGAUCCAGGUCUCCUUUGGCACUUUUUUUGUCCCAAUUAAAUUUAUGAUAGGUGAUCUACAAAGAGGGAAACGGAGGGAAUAGCAAUGGAGGGAUCACAUUUC
Ilex paraguariensis (yerba mate) is the source of this 3913-nucleotide messenger RNA. NCBI's taxonomy places the organism in Eukaryota, Viridiplantae, Streptophyta, Magnoliopsida, Aquifoliales, Aquifoliaceae. The record is from the annotation of a GenBank genome assembly.